GAAGUAAAGGAGGAAGAUGUUAAGAGCUGCAGGAGGUGAACUGACUCGUUUUGAUGUUCUGUUGUUCAGAUAUAAAGAGCUGCAGAAACACAGGCGACACAACGGAGACAAUGGAACCUCACAGAUGUGAAAAAUGUGGACAGAGUUUUUCAGAGAGUGGCUUGUUUGCCUCUCACAUGUGUUCAAAAAGGCAGAGAGCUCCAUUGGGCAAAGGACAGCUGGAGAAAUACAAAUGCUCUCAAUGCAGCGAGGUCUUUUCCAAGCCAAGUGCUCUGAAACACCACUUCAAAAUCCUCCACAGUGGACGUGACCCUGAAGGCCCAUUUCCCUGCUCUGAGCAAGGCUGCCAGUUCAACAGCACAGAUCGCCAGGAAUAUCAAGUCCACUUGACGUCCACACACGGCCUCACUCUGAUUCCUUGCACCUUCCGCUCCUGCAAAGUGUCGUUCCUCACACAAGGUGAGAUGGAGAGCCACUGGAAAGGCCACAUGCCUUAUGGCUGCUUUCACUGCCAGUUUGUCACCCAAAAUGCAAAAGAAAUGAGUGACCACCUCUCGGAGCAACACAACCAUCUGCCAACUCACACUGAAGGAAACGAGGCUGCAGCCACCACUGACGGUACUAAGGAAAUCCAUCAGCCUCAAGUCUCCAGCAGGCCAAAAAGGAAACAGAAAACCAACCCACCUUCUGCGUCAUCAUCAGUAGAAGAUGAGAACAAUGAGGAACCAGAGAGGGAAGGACAUGACGUGAAGAGAGCAAGAAAAGCAGCUGUGCCACUGCCAUCAAAAGAGUACCUUGCAGAGGGUGCAGAACACAUCUAUCGCACCCACACCUGCCCGAAGUGUCGCCGCUGCUUCAAGAUGCGCUCUCACCUGCAGGAGCACCUCCAUUUACACUUUCCUGAUCCCAGUCUCCAGUGUCCCACCUGCAAACGUUACUUCACCAGCAAGAGUAAGCUACGCAUACACAGACUGCGUGAGGCGGGUGAAAAAGUCCAUCAUUGCCACUUGUGUGAUUACUCUGCUGUGGAGCGUAACGCGAUCCGCCGCCACCUUGCCACCGUGCACGCCGACCAGGCCGAAGAUGACGUCAACUGCCACAGCUAUCCUUGCCCCACCUGUGGUGAAAGCUUUCGUCAGAGCAGGUUGCUUAAAGCUCACAUGAAGACACAUAACAUCCCCCCAGACAGCGAGCCGGUGACCUGCUUCCACGAGGGUUGUUCUUUCCAGAGUUCUUUGCGCAAAGAGCUUCUUAAACACGCCGCCGACAUGCACGGGGUCAAGGCUGUAGCGUGUCGACAUCACGCCUGCGGUGCCAUCUUUCAAGACGAGAAAGACAUGGAGACUCAUUAUCGGACGCACCUCGCCUACCACUGCUCGCUGUGUGAUUUCUCUUGCUCCAAUAAGACUGUUUUCCUCCAGCACCAACGGCACGGUCAUCCAGGAAAUGACAAGCUUUGCUGUGACUUUUGUGCAUUCGUUACGUUUAACCCUGUGGAGUUUGAACAGCACAUAGGACACUUACACGCCAACGAGAAGAUCCAUCGCUGCUCUCAGUGCAGCUACGUAACCUCACAUAAACGUGGCUUGAAGAGACACAUGCUGAUGCACAGUGGUGAGAAACCCCAUAAGUGCAGCGUCUGUGACUUCAGGUGCCGAGAUGAGUCCUACCUCUCUAAACAUAUGCUCACUCACUCUGAUGACAAGAACUUUAUGUGUGCCGAAUGUGGAUACGUCACCAAAUGGAAACACUAUCUGAACGUUCAUAUGAGGAAACAUGCUGGAGACCUCAGGUAUCAGUGUGAUCAGUGCCCCUAUCGCUGUCACCGCAUGGACCAGCUCAACAGCCACAAACUACGACAUCAAGCCAAAUCACUCAUGUGCGAGAUCUGUGCUUACGCCUGCAAGCGCAAAUAUGAGCUUCGCAAUCACAUGUUGACCAAACACUCCGGAGAGGGGAAGCCGCCGUCUGUGUAUAAGUGCAAAUACUGUACGUACACUACCUGCUACCGACAAGCCCUUCAAAACCACGAGAACUGCAAACAUACCAAGCUCAAAGAGUUCCGUUGCGCCCUUUGCUUCUACUCCUCGUUCAGUAGCAUCAGCCUCUUCCUGCACAAGAGAAAAACUCAUGGGUACGUACCCGGGGACAAAGCGUGGUUAGAGAACUACGCCGCAAAAGAGAAGGAGAGGAACACGACUGAGUUCUUGCAGGGUUUCUACAAUAAGCCUUCAAUAGGUAAUGAGCCAUCUGAACCAUCUACUGAAGGACCUCCACCAUCUCAAAGAGAACAAUCAGAACUUCAAGGCUCAUCAGAUCACAGUGGCGGCAAAGAAAUUGUAACUGGUUCACAAGCUGUUGAUUCAGUGAAUGUUUUUGAUGUUGUGUGCCAAGAGGUUGUCAAUGAAGGUAUUUCAGACAGUCCUCAACCUGGGGGAAGCUCAGAGGAGUACUGCACUCUUGUUUUAACAGCACUAUCAACCACUGACUAUGAAACCACAUCCCUUCAAAAUGAGGAGGAAAAUUCUCCAAGUACAUCCACUUUAAAUUGCAAUAAGUCUGAUACACCACAAGAAAAGGCAGACUCUAUAUCUACAAGCUCAUCAGAGGAAGAUGAUGUAGCCACAGCUGACGAAGAACCAAUUGACUUGGAUGACAACUGUGAGUCUCUGAAUAAUACAAGCCAACCAGUUGAGCCUGGUGAGUGUCAGACUGAAACGCCCGACGUGGAGAAUGAUUGUGGAACAGUCAUUUCAUCUUUUCCACCUGAGCAAAAUCAACUGUUAGAAUCUGAAGUCCGUCUGAAAGCUAUGAAAAAGCAUGACAAGGACCAAGCCGAAGCCAUGGUUUUGGAGGGACGGGUGCAGAUGCUUGUGGUGCCAACUAAAGACGUUUAUCGAUGUGACAAGUGCUCUUACGUAACCAAAAAGGAGACGGCUUUGAGGUACCACUGCCAGUCUUUGUGCCAAGGUAGAAUACAGGGACACAAGUGUCAGGCCUGUGGUGCACAGUUCAAACAGAAGCGUGGUCUCGAUGGCCACCUUGCAAAGAAGUGCCCGGCACUUCCACGAAAAAAAAGAACUUUUGUUGGCCUUUCAGCUUCUUGUUUGGCUACAGAUGAAAACUCUACUGUUGGUCAAGACGUUUCCAAACAACUGAAGCUUCUCUCUCCACAAAACAGGAUUUCCAAAGAUUCAAAUAUUCAGGAUUUUAAUCAGCAGGAAGAGGAAGUCCAACCAACAAACCUUUACUCUAAAGAAGAUGGGAAAUUUAAAUGUAAGCUCUGCAAUUUUUCAUCAGUCAAGCUUGCAACGGUUGAUCGACACACUUCCACCUGUCGGAAAAAAAGACAGAAUCAAAUCCUUUCAAAAGUGGAUGAUGAAUGUGGUAAUGAGUCGGUCAAAGAAAAAAAAGAUGUGGUGGAGGAGCUUGAUGAAAGGUCUGAGAUGGUUUCUAAAAAAUCUCAAACCUUCUCUUGUCCAAGCUGUGCGUUUAAGUGCAAUCAGAGAAGAGCAUUGGACCGCCAUGAAAAGAGAGGCUGCUUGAAACCAGAUGAGGUCCAAUGCACCAUGUGUUCAUUUGUUGCCAAAUCUAAAACUUCUUUGACCCGUCAUGUUCUGUACGUCCAUGACAAAAAAAAGCUUGGGGUUGCUAAACCUAAGCGUUUAAACUGCCAGCAAUGUACGUUCACCUGUAAGCAAGAACGAUGCAUGAUGCAACAUGUUGCGCUCAAACACAAAGGUGCAAGACCUCACCGUUGCCGUUACUGUUCUUUCAGCACCACAAGGCGCUAUCGCCUGGAGGAGCACGAGUCUCUUCACACAGGAAUCGGUCGUCACAGCUGCAACAUGUGCGACAAGACGUUUGGGGCUGUGACCAAAUUGCGUCAACACAAAAUGCGCAUCCACGACAAACGGCCCACUCACCGCUGCUCACUCUGCGACUUCAGUGGCUACACGCUUGACGAUGUGAGGCGACACAAUCUCAGAUGCCACACCGGAGAAUUACAUCAUGCCUGCACUCAUUGUGAGGCUCGCUUUAGUUCAGAAGUCGCUCUAAGAAACCACUGUAAGCGUGUGCACCAGCUACAGGUCUGCUUUUCAUGCAAGCAGUGUGACUACAUGUGCAGCAGCGAGGCCACACUGAAGACCCACCAACAGAGCAAACACCCACAGGUAAAGUGUACCACCUGCCAGGAGUCUUUUGAGACAACAGAAAGCCUUGAGAUUCACCAGAGAAUCCACUUGGCACAUCAGUGUCAGCUGUGCCCCUUUGCUACCAAAACAAGGCAACUACUAGCACAACACCUUCUGAAUGAACAUGAGGAUGGAUCUCUACAGGACAAGCCUCUCAAGUGCAGCAGUUGCCAGUUUUCUUGUCAGCAUCAGCUGGUGUUGGAGCAGCACCUCCGUUCACAUGGAGGCAAACGCCUGUACAAAUGCACAGACUGCGAGUACUCAACCCGCAACAAGCAGAAGAUCACGUGGCACAUCCGCAUACACACCGGGGAGAAGCCAUACAGCUGUGAGCAGUGUAGCUACACCUGCACUGAUCCCUCUAGGUUGAAGCUUCACAUGAGGGUUCACCAGGAAGAGAAGAAGUACCUUUGUCCGGAGUGCGGCUACAAAUGCAAGUGGGCGACUCAGCUGAAAUAUCACAUGACCAAGCACACAGGUGAGAAGCCAUACGCCUGUGAAGAUUGUGACUACCGCACCAACAGAGCGGACGCCCUCCGUGCCCAUCGGGACACGCAGCACUGCGACAUGCGCCCCUACAUCUGUGAGAAAUGCGGCAAAGCUUUCAAGACUAGUUUUAUACUGAAAACCCACCAGCGGCAACACACUGACGAUCGGCCAUACACGUGCGGCUUGUGCAACAAGGCCUUCCGAUGGCCAGCAGGACUCAGACAUCACUAUCUCUCUCACACUAAGCAGCAGCCUUUCUGCUGUCGCCACUGUUCCUACAGAGCCAAACAGAAGUUCCAGGUGGUCAAGCAUUUGCGGAGGCACCACCCAGAGAUGUCGGUAGAGCAGGGGGUGGUGAAGGACUCUGAAGCUGGUAGCCUGACCCUGAAGGAGGCCUUGCAGGGAACCCUGGAUCAGAGGGCAGCAGAAGCGGAGGAAGAGGAAGGAACAGCCGACGAGGUGCAGAAAGUAGUUGAAGAGGUUGUGCCACGAGAGGAAGAUGACUAG
Messenger RNA from Scomber scombrus (Atlantic mackerel), 5192 nucleotides. RefSeq names its product zinc finger protein 142 (gene znf142). The record is from RefSeq and is a predicted model, not a curated record. Lineage: Eukaryota; Metazoa; Chordata; Actinopteri; Scombriformes; Scombridae. Gene Ontology annotation, molecular function: RNA polymerase II transcription regulatory region sequence-specific DNA binding; DNA-binding transcription factor activity, RNA polymerase II-specific. The coding region runs from base 54 to 5192 and encodes 1712 amino acids. Gene Ontology annotation, cellular component: nucleus. Gene Ontology annotation, biological process: regulation of transcription by RNA polymerase II. The transcript is spliced from 8 exons.